Punctularia strigosozonata HHB-11173 SS5 is the source of this 1153-nucleotide messenger RNA. RefSeq lists its product as uncharacterized. The transcript is spliced from 2 exons. The record is from RefSeq and is a predicted model, not a curated record. Bases 32 to 1153 code for a protein of 373 amino acids. Lineage: Eukaryota; Fungi; Basidiomycota; Agaricomycetes; Corticiales; Punctulariaceae.
CCUACUCUUCCUCGGCGCGUCGCGGAGCAGCAUGAUCUCACAUAUUCCGAACGAACUCUGGGACCGCAUCAUUGACUUCCUUCACAAUGAACCCGCCGCUCUCCGCUCAAGCUCGCUUACAUGUCGAGACUGGGUCGCAGCCAGCCAAUUCCACCUAUUCCCGAGUACCGUCGAUCUACGGGGAGAAAAUACACGGACCAGACGAUUCGAAUUCGUCAUGAAGGCUUCGCCGCAUUUAACGCGGUACAUCCAAUCUUUGAAGCUUGAUGCGGCAUCUACCCCGUGGGUGACCCUAGCGACGGUUGAACUACCGCGGGUGACCGAGCUCCUGCUGGAUGGUUUGUCCUGCAAAUUACCAUCGACAACGCUGGCCUGCACUCGAUGGCUGACGCGACUGCCUGCCUUGCGCACACUAAUUCUCUUCCGGGUAACUUUCACCCGCUCGGCUUUCCUCGACGUAAUCUCGACCCUCCCGCUGUUACACCGCCUAGACGUUGUUAAUGCGGAUGUCGAGCACUGGGACGAGGAACGACAUACGCCCCCACAUCAGUUCACCAGCGCCCUGCAGGAACUCCAUCUUUCCGGCUUCGGAACUGCGGAGAUUCUGGGGACAUUGGCAGAGCUUUGCGCGAACGCGGGCAUACAGCUUACAGAGCUCCAUUCCGGCUCUUGCGAGACAGCCGCAGAUCUCUUGGCCCUGAACGAGAUCAUGCGGCUUAAUCCGUCGCUACGACACCUCGAAGUCUAUCUGCUGUAUUCUGCAGAAGAUGCAGGCCCCCUUGAUUUAUCUCGCAACAUGGCUCUAGAGGGCCUAGUCGUCGAGUUAGAGAUGGUGUCCGCAUCCGUCGACGCUCUAAUGGGCGUUGCGGAGUCGUUGGAGCAGAUCGCGUUCCCUCAUCUCCAAAACAUUCACAUCGUCCUCAACCUCUUCUCAUCGAGGAGCGAUAUCUGGACGGCGAAGUGGUGGAAGAUGCUGGGUGAUGUGUUGAAGGACCCCUGUUUCGACAAGCUCGAGGUGUUGGACAUCACCUUCCACGGUCACAAACCGCCGGAGGUCGUCCCGGAGGAGGACCUGUCCACCCUCGCGACCAAGCAGCUGGACUUCCUAUCCAAGCGCGGCGUCGAAAUAUCCCUCGAGUCGGACGGAACAUGA